Molecule: messenger RNA, 1001 nt
Organism: Schistosoma margrebowiei
Lineage: Eukaryota; Metazoa; Platyhelminthes; Trematoda; Strigeidida; Schistosomatidae
Source: the annotation of a GenBank genome assembly
AUGAACGCGUUAAUGGAUAAUACCAGUUACCAUAACGAAGCUAACAACUGCGGUAUUGUAAGUGCCACUUCAACCUCUGAAGAUGAUCAGCUGAGUUUAUGCUGUCUGUGUGGUCAAACGUUUCCAAGUAUCAAGUCCCUUCAUAUGCACAUUAAUGUUGUACACGAAGAAGUGGCGGACUCUUUUGAUUUUCAGUUAACAGAUGGUGAAAACGACGACUCUCAUUCAGUCACCUUAGGAUCGCGGAUCUCACUGUCAUCUAGUAGUGAGGAAUUUAUAUCCAAGCCUGAAACUCCAGUUGUUUGUCCGAAUUGUAAAAAGCCGUUUCCUGGUCUCACAAGUUUGCGAGUUCAUAUAGAUUCUGUUCAUCAUGGUAAUCGAAUACCUCAAUGUGAUUAUUGCAUGAAAAAGUUCUCCACAUUAUCUUACCUUCGAAUGCAUAUUUCUACUGUUCAUGAAGGUGUCCGGGCAUAUUCUUGUAAUAUCUGUGAGAAGAGUUACACUCAAAAGCAUUCUUUGAAAAAACAUCUUAGAAAUUCUCAUUCAAUCUCAUCCAGUCAAGACAUACCAGAUGAUUCAGGAUCAACUAAUGGGGUACCGAAUAAAUCUAGUCAGUCUGCAUGUUCCAAUGAAAUGCGUACCUUUAAAUCACGUAAAAGGUUACUCGUUGAUUCUCCAAUCAUACCUAAUUCCUGUAGUCCUAGUCCAUCUAGGUCUAAUGAAGUGGACGGUCCUGUUCCAUUGGAAACUAAGAAUCGCCAAAUCAGUUGAUGACAUAAAUGUAAGUCACAAUGAGUUUCUUAUAUUCCUUGAUGUUACUUUUGAACAACAUUAAAUAAAACUGUUGUGAUACGUGGUGUUAUUUAAUACAAUUACAGUUAAUCAAAUUUAUACGCAAUUUUUAUAUAUGGUUUAGGAUAAUGGCCCCAUUUUCACAGAAAUUACAACUAAUAAUUACAUGAUUUUAGAGGUUUCUCAAUUUCAAUAAAUGCAUCUUGAGC